Messenger RNA from Momordica charantia (bitter melon), 791 nucleotides. Its product is annotated as chromatin modification-like protein. The record is from RefSeq and is a predicted model, not a curated record. Gene Ontology annotation, biological process: regulation of transcription by RNA polymerase II. Gene Ontology annotation, cellular component: nucleus; NuA4 histone acetyltransferase complex. Lineage: Eukaryota; Viridiplantae; Streptophyta; Magnoliopsida; Cucurbitales; Cucurbitaceae.
GCCAAAACCCUAACCCAGAAAUCACGGGAAAAUUUUUAAUUACAAAAUUCGGUUCAAUCUGGAGGGAAAAAGAAGAAAAAAAAGAAAAAGGGAAAAAGAAAAAAAGAAGAAGAAGAAACAGAAGAAACUAAAAACUCUCGCAAAACCAUUGCUCUUCGACACACAGCAUAUUUCCCGAUUGAUAUUUUAUAUACAUGGAAAGCGGCGGCAAAGGGAGAGAGGAAGAGCAAGACGGCAUGUCUGUACACUCUCCAUGCAAAGCUCCACCGUCCUCCGCUUCAUCUCUUCCCAAGGAGCAACCACAGGUUGAAUUGGAAGUAAAAUUGUUGGAAGCUCUUGAAAUUUAUCCACCAAUCAAACUACAAGGCAUACAUCGUCAUUUUGUCCUCUUUGGGUUGAUGGAAUUUCUUCGAAGAAGCUUUGAUCGGCAGUUCUCUUCUGAUGAGGUUCUACAGUUGUUGGAUCGUUUCUAUAACUUGGAAAUGCUGAAGCCAGAUGAGGAGGAGAUGGAAAUUCUGAAUCACGAGGAAGAUUUUUGCUUACCACAAACCUUUUUUGUCAAAGAAGAAUCUUAAGAGAUUAUUCAAAUGGAUUAGUACCUUAACGCUACCUGGUAUACAGUAGUUUUAUUAAUUUUUAUCUACGUUCUUCCCCUUUUUGUUCUGUAAAUGUCAAUAUAGAAGCUUUUGCUGGUUAGUAUAAUUCAAUAUUAUUUCCCUUUACAAGAAUGAAUACUUUAGUGUCCAUACACGAGGCAAUUAUACUCAAUUGAGCUAACCAUUUUUUGUAUU